AACGUUACACAUUUCAGAUAAAUUCGCGACGAUGAUCAUUUCCUGGCAACCUGAAAUGUUAUUUGUUUAUAUUGUUGCCGAUCCCUGUAGAAACAUACACGCUGAAAUUAACUUAUCAAUUGCUUGAAAACUUCCACAAAUGGAGCCCGAUGCAAUUAAUAAAAAAAGUUUGGAUGUUGUGCUCAACCGUAAUUUGGCGAGUUUGAAAACAUGCAAUGUGGUCGACGCGUGGUCAUUUGUGAAACAUGAUAUUGAAGAACACAUCGGUAAAAAUUUGGUCUGCGUUCCUCAUCUGGUAGAUGGAUUAAGCUACAAUAUCACUUCAGUGUUCAUAAAAACGAACCAGUCUGGGGCCAGAGGGAAGAGAUUCCGAACUUACAAACCUCUCGGUCUCGUGAAAGAUUUAAUAGAUAAGGACAAGUCCCACACUUCAUGGCAUGAUGUUUCCAGCAAGGUUAUUCGAUCGGAGCCAGUGAAAGAUUUUCAGUCUUACAAGUUAACGUUAAUGGACGAACCACAUCAAAGAAAAAUUUGUGUAGCCACUACGAACUUUACGAGAUCAUACGUACCUCCUCAAUAUUCUCCCAUAGGAAAGAUAACGUUUAGCAAAGGCAGCAGCGAGGAUAUUGCUGCUGCGACAACAGUGUACUUAGUUAACAAUGUUAUUAAAGCAGGAACUGUUGACCUGUAUAUAGAUGUGGGUGACUACUCCCGAGUAUUCCAUUAUGGUGACCCACAUCCACUUGUAAAUCCACAACUGUAUGCUCUGCCCGUGCCAAGUGGACUGGCUUUGAUUUACAUGAUGCCCCCUCUCACCCCGAGUUGGUUGAAUGAAUCAACCUUCUUCCUUCGUAUCUGCCGAUUGUGUCAAGUGUGAAUGAAGCAUUAAUUACUAAGAUUUUACCUGAGAUUGUGUUUUUUUAUCAGAGAUGUUCCUUCAGAGAUGUAAUUAAUCAAUUGUGUGUAUUGCACAACUCCUGAAGAGAACUCUAAUAAAGCACAUAAAGGAAAAAUA
Messenger RNA from Gryllus bimaculatus (two-spotted cricket), 1015 nucleotides. Lineage: Eukaryota; Metazoa; Arthropoda; Insecta; Orthoptera; Gryllidae. The record is from the annotation of a GenBank genome assembly.